CAAAAAAACAGAGUCAGACCUCCAUGAUUCCAUUAUAUUAUACCUCUCUCUCCAUUCCAAUUCCCACAACUGUUCAACAAAAUUCAAAAACACUCUCUACAUACAUAAUAGAGAGUGAGAGAGAGAGAGAGAAAUUUCUUUUUAUCAUAGACGGCGACAGCUCUUGCAGGCAGAAAUGGAUAGGCAACACAACAGAGGCCUCUCAGAAAAGCCAUUUUUUGGGGAUUUGGUAACGUUAAGUCAGUUCUUUUAGAGAGAAACAGAGAAAUUAAAGACAAACCAACAAUUUUUUUUUCCCUCGGAAGCGUUUUUCUAUGCUGCAGAAAGCUUGAUUUGUAACUGAAGGAGAUGAGGGAGAGAAAGAAAUUGAGCAGAUAAUAAUCACAGACACAGUCUGUUACAGAAAAAAAGCAGAAAAAGGAAACGAGGGUGGGAAAAAUAAACUUGUACGGUUAAUUAUGAUUGCUUGCUUAACCGUCCUGUUUUCUUAGCUUUUUUCCUCUCUCUUUCUUUCUUCUGUGGCUUGUCCUUUGAUUGAUCGGUAGAUGGGGUAGCAGUAGCACGACAGUUUGCCAUUCUUUCAGACUGUGAAAAACAGAGCAAGAGAGAGAGAGCUUUUUCCCCUUUCUCUACUUUCUCCUCUUCUUCUUUGGUUUUUCUUGUUGUUCUUCAAUCUUUGGCAUUUUAGACUGAGACCCAUUUUUUCAAUUUGGAUGACGCUUUACGAAGAGAAUCCAGGGGAGUCUCGCAAAGGUUUGGAAGGUGAGGAUCUGUAUGAAGAACUGUGGAAGGCAUGUGCAGGACCUCUUGUUGAAGUUCCUGUCGAUGGAGAAAGGGUUUUUUACUUCCCUCAGGGUCAUAUGGAACAAUUGGAAGAGUCCACAAAUCAGGAGCUUAAUCACCAAAUCCCUCAUUUUGAUCUCCCUCCCAAGAUCCUAUGUCGUGUUGUUAACAUUCGUUUGCUGGCUGAAAAGGAAACGGAUGAAGUCUAUGCUCAAAUCACUUUAUACCCAGAGGCUGAUCAAAGUGAGCCCCAAAGCGCUGAUCCAGAGCCACCUGAGCGUACAAGGCAAACUGUUCAUUCUUUUUGUAAGAUUUUGACUGCUUCUGAUACUAGCACUCAUGGAGGUUUCUCAGUUCUUAGAAAGCAUGCCACUGAAUGUCUUCCUCCCCUUGAUAUGAGUCAAUCCACCCCAACUCAGGAGUUAGCUGCCAAGGAUCUUCAUGGUUAUGAGUGGAAAUUUAAGCAUAUUUUCAGAGGUCAACCGCGGAGGCAUUUGCUAACUACGGGGUGGAGUACAUUUGUUACAUCAAAACGGCUGGUUGCUGGGGAUGCUUUUGUUUUCUUAAGGGGUGACAAUGGAGAACUGAGGGUUGGCGUUCGGCGGCAGGCUCGGCAGCAGAGCUUGAUGCCUUCCUCUGUGAUAUCUAGCCACAGUAUGCAUCUUGGAGUUCUUGCCACUGCUUCUCAUGCUGUUCGUACCCAGACCUAUUUCGUUGUGUAUUACAAACCGAGAACUAGCCAAUUCAUCAUCAGCUUAAACAAAUACUUGGAGACUGUUAAAAAUGGUUAUGAAGUGGGGAUGCGCUUCAAGAUGAGAUUUGAAGGAGAAGAAUCACCAGAGAGAAGGUUCACUGGAACUAUUGUUGGUGUUGGUGAUAUGUCUCCGCAAUGGUCGGAUUCAAAAUGGCGAUCUCUAAAGAUUCAAUGGGAUGAACCUGCUACGAUUCAAAGGCCCGAGCGAGUUUCUCCAUGGGAGAUCGAACCCUUUGUACCUUCUGCCUCCUUAAACUUCACUCAUCCUGCUAUAAAGAGUAAAAGGGCCCGUCCUGUUGAGAUUCCUCCUCCUGAAGUUACUUCUGGUUCAGCUCCUUCAGGAUUUUGGCUCCAAGGAUCGACGAUUUCUCACGAAAUAUCCCAACUAAGUGGUACGAAUGAAGUUCAAAGCAGCAACAACCGGGUUGUCUGGGCUCUCGGACAGCGAAAACUUGAUAGCAAUAGCAGCCAUUGUAAUCCAGUAGCAAAUGUUGAAGGCAUUUGGCCUUCUCCUCCACUCAAUAUUUCCUUGAACCUUUACCCAGAUUCAACAUUUGAAAGAGAACUUGUUCAACAAAAACAUCCACUAUCCUCUCCUUAUUCUUCAUCUGUCACUUCAAAGCCUAGUAGUGACCUCAUACAGCCCGAUCAAUUGGAGAAAGGGAGUAAACCCGACAUUUCUCUUGGUUGCCGAAUAUUUGGAAUCGAUUUGAAAAAUAACUGUAGCAUUGUCCCUACCUUGGAAAGAAGAUCGUCUUGCCUAAUGAUGGUGACCGAUGGUGCCAAAGAACCUGUAGUUACAGCUGUUGUGACACCUCAAGUCGAUGCGGGAAACCUCUCACAGCCUUCAAAGGAGCAGCAACUCUCAACCGAGCUGUUGACAAAGGGAACACAAACGAAACACAUCUCAAAUCUAUCGUCAAGAACACGUACAAAGGUACAAAUGCAAGGAGUUGCAGUAGGUCGAGCGGUAGACUUGACAACACUUGAAGGGUAUGAAGAUCUGAUAGACGAGCUUGAAAAUGUGUUUGAAAUAAAAGGAGAACUUCGUGGAAUAAACAAAUGGUCUAUCGUUUUCACAGACGACGAAAACGACAUGAUGCUUGUGGGGGACGAUCCAUGGCCAGAGUUUUGUAAGAUGGUGAAGAGGAUCUUCAUAUGUUCAAGUGAAGAAGUAAAGAAGAUGAGUAGGGAGAGCAAGAUUGUUUCUCCAUCAUCCUUAGAUAGCCUGGAUUCAGAGCGAAAGACUGAAUCCUAAUAUUGUGUUGAUGUUGGAGUUUUAUCUUUAAUAAUUUUGGGUUAGUUUAGCAAUGGUAGUAGUAGUAAUCAGCAGUAGUGUGGUGCUGGCAAGUGGUUUUGCUUGGUGCUUUUUUCUUCUUUUAAUAGUUAAUAGAGUAUAUGCUUAUUAUGAUGUAAGCCAAGCAGAAGUGCUUCUUUUGUAGGUGAGGGGCCUUAAAUUGUGCUUCUUACUGCAGUUUCUAACCAUCACACUUCUUAAUUAGUAUGUUUAGCUACAUGUCCUGUAUAAAUUUCCGAAUUUUCUACUAAUUGCUUUCAAUUUUUUUACUAAAUUGGACUUCUUAUAACAUAUAUAGAGUAUUUGAUUGAA
This is a messenger RNA of Cucumis sativus (cucumber), 3146 nucleotides long. Its product is annotated as auxin response factor 18. The transcript has 13 exons. The record is from RefSeq and is a predicted model, not a curated record. Gene Ontology annotation, cellular component: nucleus. Gene Ontology annotation, molecular function: DNA binding; protein binding. Bases 714 to 2795 code for a protein of 693 amino acids. Gene Ontology annotation, biological process: regulation of DNA-templated transcription; response to hormone. Lineage: Eukaryota; Viridiplantae; Streptophyta; Magnoliopsida; Cucurbitales; Cucurbitaceae.